AUGACUGAGGAAUGUGAUGCAGGAUACAAGAGAAAAAUAGAAGGAAGUCACAAAUGCUGCUUCAGUUGUGUCAUGUGUCUAAAUGGAACUUAUAUCAACAGCACAGAGGAUCCCUACAGCUGCAUCAGCUGCAAGCACACAGAAUGGUCUGAAAACAAAAGUACGUCCUGCAACCAGCGUCUGGUGGAGUUCAUACCGUUUACAGACAGCGGGGCCAUACUGAUCAUGCUGGGGGCCGGGGCCUUGGUGGGCCUCACUCUAGCUGUAUCUGUUCUCUUUGCUGUUAACUACAACACGCCUGUUGUCAGAUCUGCUGGGGGGCCGAUGUGCUUCCUGAUUCUAGGCUGCCUCAGUCUGUGCAGCAUCAGUGUUUUCUUUUACUUUGGCCAGCCAUCAGUUCCUUCUUGUGUCUUGAGGUAUCUGCCAUUUUUCUUGUUCUACACCGUUUGUCUGGCGUGUUUUGUGGUGCGCUCCUUUCAGAUUGUGCAUCUUCAAAAUAGCCGCCAAGUUCCCCAAACUCCACAGCUGGUGGAUAAAAUAUCACAUCCAGUGGCUGGUCAUCGUUGUAGCGUUUACAGCUCAGGCUCUCGUACUUAUUAUUGGUCAUUCUUCUGCCCCUCCAAAGCCUUACAAUGACACAGUGUGGGACCAGAAACAAAUCAUACUCAGCUGUGACAACA
Messenger RNA from Acanthochromis polyacanthus (spiny chromis), 680 nucleotides. Its product is annotated as taste receptor type 1 member 2-like. Gene Ontology annotation, biological process: G protein-coupled receptor signaling pathway. Gene Ontology annotation, cellular component: membrane. The record is from RefSeq and is a predicted model, not a curated record. NCBI's taxonomy places the organism in Eukaryota, Metazoa, Chordata, Actinopteri, Pomacentridae. Gene Ontology annotation, molecular function: G protein-coupled receptor activity.